AUGGACGCCUCCUCCCUCCGCAUCUCCAAGUUCGAUGGAACUAACUUCCACGCCUGGAAGUUCAAGAUGCAGAUGGUGCUGGAGGAACGGGACCUAUGGGAGGUCGUCAGCGGUGAGAUCAAGGCGGAACAGUGCGAGACUCAGUUGGACCAAGCGACGUACAAGAGGAAGUCAAGAAAGGCGAUGGCAGUGAUCUGUCUAGCCAUGGAAGAUUCCCAGCUACCGUUGGUCCGGUCGGCAAGUGGUGCAUGCGACGCAUGGUCAAGGUUGGAAGACCACUUCGAGAAGAAGAGUCUUGCCAACAAGCUGUUCUUGCGCCGUCGCUUCUUCACGACAAUGAUGGAAGAAGGCGACGAUGUGCUCGAACACAUCAACAAGCUCAAGACGCUGGCGGAACAGCUAGAAGCGGUGGGGGCUCCAGUCUGCGAGGACGAUCUGGUGAUCACACUCCUCGGCAGCCUGAGUGACUCGUAUCAAUUCUUGAUCACAGCUUUGGAGUCGCGCUCAGACACUCUUAGCUGGGAGCUCGUGACGUCUCGACUGCUUCAUGAAGAAAUGAAGCGGAAGGAGCAAGGAAGUAAAGGUGAUGAAGCUUCGCAAGGUCAAGCGUUCAUCACAAGGGACAAUCAGCGCAAAGGGCGACCAGUGAAGAAGUCCUGGCCGUGCCACAAUUGCGGAAAGAUUGGUCACUGGAUGGCGGAGUGCCCCUCGCGCAUCCAAGAAAACACGGAGAGACACCGGCCACAGCGUGCUCAAGACAGCGGCGACCGCUAUCGAUCACAACGUGCAAACGUCGCUCAAGAAGAAGACUCGGGCGACUACCUCUUUUCGAUCGGUGAAACGACAUCUGCGAAAUCGAGCGACAUCUGGCUGGUCGACUCCGGGGCGACGCAGCACAUGACGUGCUCCAAGAAGUUCAUGCGGAACUACAAGGGGUUUGACGCUGUGGAUGUCCAUCUCGCGGAUGAUGGAAUCGUCCAAGCAAUCGGCAGUGGGGACAUUGUCAUGUCGAUGAAGACACCCCAAGGGAUGAAGAAAGGUGUGCUCACAAACGUGUGGCACAUCCCAAAGUUAUCCAGAAACCUGUUCUCGGUCGGCCGCUUCACCAAGGAUGUCGGCCCAGUGACGUUCACGAAGGAUGGGUGCUAUGGAGAAGCGAAAGGGACCAAGUGGAAAAUUGGUGCCCGUGAAGGUAAAGGACUGUUCAAGCUGCAAAUGACUCCAGUGGCGCCGGAACAAGCAAAUGCAGCCAAGUCGUCGGGAUGUCAAGGGGGCACCAAGUCGUACCUCUGGCACCUUCGGCUUGGCCACAUAGGUCACGAUGGACUCAAUUGCAUCGUGACGAAGAACAUUGGAAUUGGCAUCGACAUAUCUUCGGUGAAGAAGUGGGACGUGUGUGAAGGUUGUGCUCUGGGAAAACAGACUCGAGUGCGCUUCCAAUCAAACACUACAGCUCGCACCUCCAAACUCCUCGAAGUGAUUCACAGCGACGUAUGCGGACCGAUGUCGAUGGCAACUUUCAGUGGAAAACGGUACUUCGUGACAUUCAUCGAUGACAAGUCAAGAUACUGUGUCGUCUAUCUGCUCAAGAGCAAAUCUGAAGUUGCGGCGAAGUUCAUGGAAUACGCUGCGAUGGCCGAAACGCAAACCGGAAAGCGCGUGAAGUACCUUCAAAGCGACAAUGGGGGUGAAUACAAGUCCGACAAGCUGGCACGAUUCUGCGCGGAACGGGGAAUACAACAAAGGUUCACACCCCCAUAUACUCCUCAGCUAAACGGAGUAGCUGAGAGAAUGAAUCGCACGCUGGUCGAGUGUGCGCGUUGCAUGAUGGAACACGCUGGACUGGGAAAGAGCUACUGGGGUGAAGCAGUGAUGACGGCGAUGUUUCUUCGAAACCGCUGUCCAACACGUGCCAUUCACCAAGACAAGUCUCCAUAUCAAGUGUGGACGAUGAAGAAACCGAUUCUGGCCAACCUUAAAGUGUUUGGAUGCCACGCGUAUGUUCAAGUGCCUCAAGACAAACGCGCGAAGUUCGACUCCAAGUCAUCACUCUGUCGUUUCCUGGGAUACGCCGAACACCAGAAGUCAUAUCGAUUUGAGGAAGUGUCAACAGGAGCGAUCAAGAUCAGUCGCGAUGCCACAUUCAUGGAAGACAAGUUUGAUGAAGGUACGCGCAACUACAACGAUGAGUCAAGUGUCGUUGAGUUUGAUGAUCAUGAUGAGGACGAAGAAAAAGAAGAAGGUAAAACUGACGACGACAUGGACUCGAGCGACGAUGACAACGAAGACACCAGGUCUUCGAAGAGCAACAUCAAGAGACACACGCGCACUCAAUCACUUGAGAAAGCUACCGUCAUUCCAAGUCCCAAGCGAAGAACAUACAGAGGUCCGUCGCUUGAGCAUGUGUCAGCGGCUGCAAUGGAUUUUGAAGCAGCCUACAUCGUUGAUUCAGUGGGGGAAACGCCGGGGGGUGAUGAACUUUAG
Messenger RNA from Peronospora matthiolae, 2484 nucleotides. Lineage: Eukaryota; Oomycota; Peronosporomycetes; Peronosporales; Peronosporaceae. The record is from the annotation of a GenBank genome assembly.